AUGGUUGUAUUGUUGUUGAUCUCUCUUUUGAUAUCUUCCAGAAGUAUUUUUUAUGUUUUUGGGUGCUCCUGCUUUGGGUAUGUAUAUAUUUACCAGGAUUAUAUCCUCUUCUUGUAUCUAUCCCUUCAGUAUUAUGAAGUGGCCUUCUUUAUCUUUGUUAUGGUCUUCAAUUUAAAGUCUAUUUUGUUAGAUAUAGUAUUUCUACCCCAACUUUUUUUUCAUUUCAAUUUGCCUGAAAAUUAUUUUUCCAUCCCUUCACUUUUAGUCUCUGUGAGUGCCACAUAUUGGGUCACAAGCAAAGUCUCUCCAAAUUCAAGAAGAUUGAAAUCAUAUCACACAUCUUCUGAGGUUUGCAGGUUGCUAUGGCAUCUAGACCCAACAUGA
Molecule: messenger RNA, 384 nt
Organism: Pipistrellus nathusii (Nathusius's pipistrelle)
Lineage: Eukaryota; Metazoa; Chordata; Mammalia; Chiroptera; Vespertilionidae
Source: the annotation of a GenBank genome assembly